UUACAGACAUGCCAUAGUAAAUCGUCUAAAUAUUUUGGCUACUGCAGGCUUCAUCAAAACUACUCUGUGCAGUCGACUGCGUCAGUUUCGUUCCGCUCGACAUUCGCUGAAAAUCGUUGAUCACUGUCAAGCUCAUCUGAUCUCACGUGUCUGUUGGAUCCUUUCAAAUGUCAAACCACGGCAGCAAAGAUAAUUGCGAGUCUCUUCGCCGACCCAGCCUCUCCAUAAAGAUGCAACGCAGCUUGAGGAAAAUGAGAAAAAGCAUCCAAAAAAUUACUGAGAGCAUCCAGGAAAAUAAACAUUCAUUAUACGUGUUCCCCGAGCAACUGUCCACUCUGACUUGGCGCACCGGGUUUUCUAAAGAUGAAAUUCGUAAACUGUAUCGCGCCUUCAAGCAGCUGUGCCCUAGGGGAUGCGCAACUUCCAGCGAUCUGAAACCCACGUAUGCCAAACUAUUUCCGCUUGGUGAUUCGACCAGAUAUGCACAGAUCGUGUUCAACAACAUCGACAGAAACGGCGAUGGCAUCGUCAAUUUCAACGAUCUUCUCAAAGCCAUGACAUCGAUUAUUAAUGGCAACGUGGACCAGAAGCUUUCCUGGAUAUUUGAGUUCUACGAUCUGAACGGCGACGGUUGUAUCACAAGACAGGAGAUGCUAACUAUAGUAUCCGCGAUUUACGAGAUGGUGCAAAACGCGCAAACUAUCCAGUCCAUGGUUAAUCAGCAGGUGGACAAAUUUUUUGAAAAGAUGGACGCGAAUAGAGACGGUAUAGUCUCCAGAGAAGAAUUUAUGAACGGCUGUAAAAAUGAUGCUAUUAUAUACAAUCAGUUAUUCUUAUUUAACAAUAUCUGGUGACAAAUGAAA
Mycetomoellerius zeteki is the source of this 863-nucleotide messenger RNA. Its product is annotated as neurocalcin-delta B. Gene Ontology annotation, molecular function: calcium ion binding. The record is from RefSeq and is a predicted model, not a curated record. Bases 168 to 854 code for a protein of 228 amino acids. The transcript is spliced from 4 exons. Lineage: Eukaryota; Metazoa; Arthropoda; Insecta; Hymenoptera; Formicidae.